Messenger RNA from Actinia tenebrosa (Australian red waratah sea anemone), 1398 nucleotides. RefSeq lists its product as uncharacterized. Lineage: Eukaryota; Metazoa; Cnidaria; Anthozoa; Actiniaria; Actiniidae. Gene Ontology annotation, cellular component: mitochondrion. The record is from RefSeq and is a predicted model, not a curated record.
UCCAAGAUGGCGUCGAAGCAACUACCUUAUGGACCAGAUCCGCUACAAGAAGCAAGGAAACACAUGGCGGAGUUGGCCAAACGACCUCCUAUAUCACCAGAAAAAUGUGGAGGAUUGAUUAGAGACCCGGCCAUAGAACGGUUCGGUUGGAUAAGAGAAAACUCUGACCAAUUCUUUAGAUUCAAGCCAAGAACUGUCUUCUACUCUGUUAUGGUUGCAUUGGUCGUUCCUGGUGCACUAUACUUCGGCUUAAAAAAAAUGCAGAGAGACGCGGAUAUAAAAGCUGGCAGACCUCCUCGGGAUUUUCUAUAAACAUUCUUAAUUUUCUCAUUGUAAUUAUAUUUUAAAGUUUGAAAAUACCAUUUAAAAUCUUUUCUAAGCUCAAUUAAUAGCUGUCUUGCUUUCUCAAGUAUCUGUAGCUAAUAUGAAUAUCUUAUAAGUGUUUCAAAUAUGUAUGGCCUUGUGUUGAGUCAUUUGGAGAUGUUGUAUUUUUUUAUUAUUAGGGAAAGUUCAUUUAAUAUGCCGAGGGGGAGGGGGGAUGAAUAUUGCUCUUAGAAAACCUUAUUUUUUACAGGGCGCCCUAUAUUUACACGGCACGAUUUGCCGCGCGCGACUUGACGUAUACGGCAAAAUCAGCUCAAAAUCGGGUCGUGUAAAUGGUCCUACGACAGAAGUACGCGGCCUCAAGACUUUUCGUAGCAUUUUAAACUUUGGCUUAAAACCCUACGACAUGCCGUAGGAAAAUGACGCAAAUAUGACGAUUUUGAGCGAGAUUGGGACUGGAACUAGUUGAUUCCAAAACAAAAUGGCGGAUUUCCAUGAAAACGUCUUUACCGGUAAUUAAACACGAAGUGCAAAAAUUCUGAAUGAUCUCAUCAAAUAACAAGGUAGACAUGAUUAUUUACUGCACUUCUCAACUGUGUAUGGUGGCAUUUUACAAGAAACAUUUGCUGUUAUGACGAGUAAAUUGCUCGCGUUUUUUCCAUGCCGCGUGCGACAAGUUAUGCUCGUGUAAAUGGUACCAAAAUUUACCGUAUACGUCAAGUCGCGUGCGGCAAAUCGUGCCGUGUAAAUAGGCCUUAAGGACUUAACUUAGCCCCCCCCCAAAGAAAAACAAAAACAAACAGCCAAUGAAAAUUUUCAAAUUAAAAUUGAGAGCUUCCCUUUGUAUGCAUUACAAUUUUCCCUUAUUGAUAUAAAAUCAAGUGCUCUGUACUGUUGUCUGUCAUAGGCGAGUUGUAGGCUUGAUUUACGCGCUACGACUCGAGUUGUAGGAUGGCGCGAACGUGUUGUAUACGAUAGUUGUAGGCAAAAAUCGUACCGUCUAAACCGGCCUUAAGAAUGUCAGGGCUCUAGGGCUGAGAGUGUACAUGUAAAUCAUAAACAUUAUCAAAAAUA